This is a messenger RNA of Myotis myotis, 2982 nucleotides long. It is a transcript of the gene CRY1, whose product is annotated as cryptochrome circadian regulator 1. Bases 573 to 2336 code for a protein of 587 amino acids. Gene Ontology annotation, biological process: negative regulation of DNA-templated transcription; circadian regulation of gene expression; entrainment of circadian clock by photoperiod. The record is from RefSeq and is a predicted model, not a curated record. The transcript has 13 exons. Gene Ontology annotation, molecular function: FAD binding; DNA binding. Lineage: Eukaryota; Metazoa; Chordata; Mammalia; Chiroptera; Vespertilionidae. Gene Ontology annotation, cellular component: cytoplasm; nucleus.
GGUCACCGGCCGGCAAUCCUCCAGCGGCCUCGACCGUCGCCUGCGUGUUCCGUCCUCGCUCCUGGGCCGAGAAGCAGCGUGGCCGGCGGGUGCCGAGUCCUCGCUCCUCCUCCUCGGUGGCUCGCCUCGGGCGGGCCGCUUUUCCUCAGGGACCGCCUCGGUGGGGCGAGGUUUCCGUGACGAGCCUCCUGGGGCUCCGGGGACCGGCUCGGGCUGUCGUGGCGGCUCGAGCCCCUGGAACUCGCUCACCCUCCGGGGGUCGACGGCCCUCGGAGUUAUGCGUGUCAUCCAGGCGGGUGCGGCGGGCGCCGGCUCCUAAAGGGCGUCACACCCGGACUCCGCUGACCGGGCAGCCUCCAUUCGGCUCCCGGCUGCGCCUCCAGCGCCCUCUCCCUCCCCGGUCCGCUCCUCGGACUCAUUGUUUCCUUUUCCCCCUCGGCCGCCCUGUCCUCCUGCCCGGGGUGCGGCGGUUCUCCUGGAAGCGGAGGUGUCGGUGAUGAGCCGGACCCUCGUGCCUUGAAUUUCUCCGCGGAGGAGCUCGGCGGUGCCCCGCCGCCCGCCGCUCGCCCGGGAUGGGGGUGAACGCGGUGCACUGGUUCCGAAAGGGGCUCCGGCUCCACGACAACCCCGCCCUGAAGGAGUGCAUUCGGGGCGCCGACACCAUCCGCUGCGUCUACAUCCUCGACCCCUGGUUCGCGGGCUCCUCCAACGUGGGCAUCAACAGGUGGCGGUUUCUGCUUCAGUGUCUUGAAGACCUUGAUUCUAAUCUGAGAAAACUAAACUCUCGUCUGUUUGUGAUUCGUGGACAACCAGCAGAUGUGUUUCCUAGGCUUUUCAAGGAAUGGAACAUUACUAAACUUUCAAUUGAGUAUGAUUCUGAGCCCUUUGGAAAGGAACGAGAUGCAGCUAUUAAGAAACUGGCUACUGAAGCUGGAGUAGAAGUGAUUGUACAAAUUUCACAUACAUUAUAUGACCUAGACAAGAUCAUAGAACUUAAUGGUGGACAACCGCCUCUUACUUAUAAAAGAUUCCAGACUCUUAUCAGCAAAAUGGAACCACUAGAAAUACCAGUAGAGACAAUUACUUCGGAAGUGAUAGAAAAGUGCACAACUCCUUUGUCUGAUGACCAUGAUGAAAAAUAUGGAGUCCCUUCACUGGAAGAACUAGGUUUUGAUACUGAUGGCUUACCCUCUGCAGUUUGGCCAGGUGGAGAAACUGAAGCACUUACACGUUUGGAAAGGCAUUUGGAAAGAAAAGCAUGGGUGGCUAACUUUGAAAGACCUCGAAUGAAUGCCAAUUCCCUGCUUGCUAGCCCUACAGGACUCAGUCCUUACCUCCGAUUUGGAUGUUUAUCAUGUCGACUAUUUUACUUCAAACUAACAGAUCUCUACAAAAAGGUAAAAAAGAACAGUUCCCCUCCCCUUUCCCUUUAUGGGCAAUUGUUAUGGCGUGAAUUUUUCUAUACAGCAGCCACAAAUAAUCCACGCUUUGAUAAAAUGGAAGGAAACCCCAUCUGUGUUCAGAUUCCUUGGGAUAAGAAUCCUGAGGCUUUAGCAAAAUGGGCAGAAGGCCGGACAGGUUUUCCAUGGAUUGAUGCCAUCAUGACACAGCUUCGUCAGGAGGGUUGGAUUCACCAUUUGGCCAGACAUGCAGUUGCUUGCUUCGUUACACGAGGUGACCUGUGGAUUAGCUGGGAAGAAGGAAUGAAGGUAUUUGAAGAAUUAUUACUUGAUGCAGAUUGGAGCAUAAAUGCUGGAAGUUGGAUGUGGCUGUCUUGUAGUUCCUUUUUUCAACAGUUUUUUCACUGCUAUUGCCCUGUUGGUUUUGGUAGAAGAACAGAUCCCAAUGGAGACUAUAUCAGGCGAUAUUUGCCUGUCCUAAGAGGCUUCCCUGCAAAAUAUAUCUAUGAUCCCUGGAAUGCACCAGAAAGUAUCCAAAAGGUAGCCAAAUGUUUGAUAGGAAUUAAUUAUCCUAAACCAAUGGUGAACCAUGCUGAGGCAAGCCGUUUGAAUAUUGAGAGGAUGAAACAGAUCUACCAGCAGCUUUCACGAUAUAGAGGACUAGGUCUUCUUGCAUCAGUGCCUUCUAAUCCUAAUGGGAAUGGAGGCCUCAUGGGGUAUUCUCCUGGAGAAAAUAUCCCAGGUUGUAGCAGCAGUGGAAGUUAUACUCAAGGGAGUGGUAUUUUACAUUAUGCUCUUGGAGACAGUCAGCAAACUCAUCUAUUAAAGCAAGGAAGAAGCUCCGUGGGCACUGGUCUCAGCAGUGGGAAACGUCCUAGUCAGGAGGAAGACACACAGAGUAUCGGUCGUAAAGUCCAGCGACAGAGCACUAAUUAGCUUUACCCAGUUUUUUCCCCCCUCUUAAAUCACAGAAAACGUUCAGGAGGAAUGCUGUUCCAGCUGAAAUUGAUGGGGAGUUCAAUACUUUUUUUCAGUUAAAAUGUUCUUCAUUGAUGGAAAGCAGUUAUUUCUAAUGAUAUUUCUGCGGUUUUUAACUUUUCAAUGAAUUUCACAUAGGACACAUGGUAAUUUGUAUAUAAAGAACUUGGUAAAAGAAUUUGCUUAAUGUAAAUAUAAAUAGCACAAUUAGUAUAGACCCAUCAAUAUAUUUUUGAUAAUUUUUCAUGUAUGGUAAAAGUUAAAGUGGCAAACUGAUAUUCUGAUAAUAAAAAAAAAAUCAAAGUUUUGAUUGUCAAUGUGGGAAAAUAGGAGGUUUUUAGACUUUCUUAAAAGACUUUGUUAAAAUUUUCUUGACAUUGUUUGCUCUAACUUUGCACUCUUUGGUAAUAAUGUUUUAGGAAAUGUGUAAUCAAAAUUGGUAGUUUAUAGCCUCUGUUAACCUAGACAGUCAAUGUUUUAAAGCUUCAUGUAUGCCUGUUUGACCAAACUUGUGCAAGUAUCAUGUUUAAGUUCUCUGUUUCCCUUUCUUUGUUCAUUUACAGUUAAAGUGACCUUUGUUAUUAAAGUAUAUGCAUAUAUGGAA